Molecule: messenger RNA, 15546 nt
Organism: Paramuricea clavata
Lineage: Eukaryota; Metazoa; Cnidaria; Anthozoa; Malacalcyonacea; Plexauridae
Source: the annotation of a GenBank genome assembly
UUGGUAAACAAUCCUCAGCAGAUGACAAACUCUAACAAUAGAUCGAUAUGUUAUAUGUAAUUUGAUCUAAUUGUUUGUUAUCGCUUCUGUCAUCACGCUGAGAAAAUGCAGGCACCGGACCACGUGACCAUAUUUUUAUUGGCUCCCGACAUAUUAUCGCGAGCCCUUUGAAGUUUGCCGGCUAGCCUAACCAUUUCCCUCGAUUAACUGUGAUGAAAACAACUUGCAGCGAAAUGACAACAGAGGAAACGACAUAUAUAAUGAUGCUUAUAUAAACAGCAAAACGUAAGCACAACAUAUGGUACCUUGACCAUAGCAUUGUCAUUGUAAAGUCCUGUUCAGUGCUAGUGUCUGCAGUACUUUAAUGCUGCAAUUCUUGAUCAUGCACAGAUCAGAGGUCUUUGACAGCCAGGUUGGAUCCAAAAUAGUAUAGAUACCCUCUUCUUUAUAUUAUAAGAUAAUAUUCAACAUCUAACAGCAUGAUAGACAGGGUUCUCCUUAUCAGGCGGUAACCGGUAAAAUUUACCGUCUCCAGCACCAGUGUUUACCGCCUAUGAGCGGCUUGGAGUUUGUUUAUAUAUUUGUUAAAAACGAUAAAAUACAUAGUGCAAAAAUAGUGUAAUCACCUCAUAUAUAUUUCUGAGAUAUGUAACCAUUAUAUUUUUUUCCGUACAUUUAACAAAGUGACACUAUGGGUAGUGUAUGAGUAUCUAAAGUAUCUAAAACCGAUCGAUCGAGAACAAUUUUUGGCGGGCGUUCUUAUUAAUUCAAUUAAACGUACGAGAAACGUGAAGGCACAAUCCACUCACGUGCAUGCACGUGUGGGAACACUGGGAACUGAGCGAAGACUAAAGUAAACGUGAUGAAGCGUCAGCGAACUAUAGAGUCAUUUUCAAACUUUUUCCUAAACAAAACUCCACGGCAAGGAUCAGGUAGGAAUAAGAGUAUUGACAGAGGUAGGAAUAAGAAUAUUGCUGUGUAAACAUUAUAGUUUACUAAGAUUUAGUAAACUAUAAUAAUAGACAAUAGCUAAAUAAUAAUAUAUUUGUAAAUUUAUAAGCCGCGACAUUUUAGGUGUGUGUACAUUGCAAAUUUUAAUCGUUGGGUUCAAUACUAUACGAACUGUAUCCACACUCCACGGCACACGCACAACAUUAUCAAUUCAGUUAAUAUUUAAAUUGAUUCUGUUGUCUUUGUUUCCCAUUGUCGCACUUCAGGCUUGUAGACCAUUAAACUGGGGUUAUACAAAGAAUAAUCGGUGCCAUAUUAAUGUCUGUUGUAUUUAUAUACAACUGUACUUGUACUUUGUAGUUGUCAAAUAGUACCUUCUCACUUCCUUGAAAAGCAAAUACUUUCAAGAAAUACGAGAAUUGAAGCCUGAAGGAACACUUAUUUAGUGUACUUAUUGUUGUCAUGAUUGCUCCUAGCGUAGUAUAUGCACUGCAUACGCAACACUACAAUUAUUUAUUACAAUUUAUACAAUAACUGAUCCUAUUUCUUUGUUGAGCCGUUCAGUAUAAAAAAAAACUGAGCAGACGUCUCUGUGUGGAACACACGUUUUUAACUAUAUUUGUAUUUUUUGUGUUAUAAAAAUUUGCGUGUAUUAUAAACAAUUGAUCAGUUUGCCAAUAUUUAAAAUAAACAAAUUUAAUGGCUAAUUAUAGAAAACGAAACCACAUCGUCAGCAGCCGUGCUUCCGCUUUAAUGGAAUUUCCUUCUCAAAGGAAAUUUUGAAAAAAUAAAUAAGAUUCCUGCCGAGUGAACUAGCUCGGCAGGAAUCUUGGCCUGCCAGUGAACUAGCUCGGCAGGAAUCUUCUAUAAGAGAAAAUAUCUAUCUUUUAGAUGACAACAAUGACAUCCUCGAUAAUCAGGAAGCUUCAACUGAAGAAAUACCUUCAGAAACACCAGCUAGUUUAACUUUAAUAGAAACUGAAACGCCAGCUUUAAUUGGCGAACCAUCCUCAGACACACCAGUUUCAAGUUACAAACCACCUGCAGAAACGGCACAAGCUUUCGAAGGCAAACUUUCCUCACACUCUCAGUCACGACCAUCACCAUUUGAAUUUUCUGAAACACAGCAUGUGUGCAUGAUAAAAGAAAUAUUUGAUACUGACAGUGUAAGUGAAUGUGAUCAUGUAUUACACAAUCACACGCUGUGCUCCAAGUCUGGCUGUAAGUCACUAACUGCCAGUGAACUAGCUCGGCAGGAAUCUUCUAAGCCUCAUGUUUUCAAACACGAAUGGAUUCAUGACGAAAUUGGAUUUUGUAGUAAGACACAUAUAUGGUGGUUGACACUUCACGAGGGGAAGGGGAUGUUCUGUUGCCUUUGUAAGAAACACCUCAAAGCCAACAAGUGCACAAAGUAUGCUACAAUACCUGGCACACGAUACAGAAAGGUAGCAAUAAUAGAACACGGCUCUUCAGAAGAACACGCACAAUCAAUACGGCAAGAACUACUUCAGCGGGUAUCGUGGUUCCAAAAAGAGCUGAAUAAAAAAGCAGAAGUUGCUGAUGAAGUACUGGUAAAAGCUUUUGCUGCAUUUUAUUUCACUGCCAAAGAAGAAAUGGCCAAUUCGAAAGUUAUGCCACUCAUUAACUUUCUAAGACAUUAUGGUAGCCCUGAUAUGAAAUACUUUGAUCACAAAUCAGAAAGGUGCAAGCAAGAAAUUUACCUAGCUAUUGGUGAAACCCUUAAAGCUCAAGUAGUCAAAGAAGUAGCGUGUGCACGUUUCUUUUCUUUGCUUUCUGAUGAGGUAAGUGAUGUUGCUGUAACAGAGCAAUUAGUCACUUUUGUCCAGUAUGUCAGCAGUGAUGUUCAGGUGGACACCAAAUUUUUGUCCGUGCGAAACCUCCUAGAGCACCACAAUAGUGCCGAUGCAGAUGCGAUUGUGGAUAUGUUUGCUCAAGAGAUAGAGGAAGAUAAGCUUCAGUGGGCUUCAUUGGCAGGAUUAGAGUCCGAUGGCACAUCUGUAUUCACAGGCAAAAGGGGCGGAGUUGGCGUGAAACUUAAGAAAAAGCAGGAGGAGCAUAUGGGGGGUCGGUCACCCAUAAUGCAACAGCUAUGGUGUGUAUGCCAUCGUUUGGCAUUGGCAUGCGCUGGCGCCAACAACACAGUAAAAUACGUCACUCUUGUUGAAACUAAUUUGCGCCAGUUAUGGUCUUUGUUUGAAAAUUCAAACAAGAAGACAGCAAUUUAUGUCAAGGUUCAAAUGAACAUGAAGAGCCUAAACUCAACCCCAAAAACCAGGAGCAAAGUCACGCGCAAGGUGAAAAAGGCAUGUCGAACAAGGUGGCUAUCAUUGGGGAAAGCGGUCAAGAGUCUGCAUCAAGACUACGCGGCAGUUCUAACAACCCUGAAAGUACUCGACGACGAGCAGCAUGAUGCGGCCGCAAAAGGAUUGUUUAUGCGCUUGAACACCUUCAAAUUCAUUGCGACAACUUACAUCUUGAACAGGCUGAUUCCGAUUUUGGACUUAGUCUCCAAGUCAUUCCAAAAAGGGUCAGUAACCUUUUCACACAUAGCACCAAAUCUUGCAUAUGCAAAGGCGAAGCUUAAAGAAGAAGCGCUUAGUCACAAAGCAAUCCAUGAUGCUGUCCAAGAUCUGAAACCCAAUGGUCGUCUGUCUGUCCAAGGUGUCGAAGUACAAGUUACAGAGUGUGGUCUUGUUGAGGUGGAUAACCUGCUUCAUCGAUAUGUCGCUGCUCUUACCCAACAUCUUGAUGAACGCUUUCAAGAAAGUCUCCCAUUGUUUUCUCUGUUCUCGAUCUUUGAUCCUUCUUUGUUGCCUGCUGUAGACUCAACAGAGUUUUCGGAAUAUGGGAAAGGCGAAAUCAGCGAUAUUGGAAAGAUAUAUGUUCCAAAUAGAAUACCCGAAGUGGUUGCAGAGUUCGAGUUGUUCAAGUUCCACAUGGCUAAGUUCAAGAUUCCUGAACCAAGUAAGCUGGUGGGUGAAACACAAACCGAAGUUGUGUUGAAGAAACUUGUACAUAUGAAGCUCCUUUUCCCACUUCUUAGUUUAUUUGCAGAAGCAAUCCUGAGCUUGCCAAUAUCAAACGCCUGGCCGGAGCGUGGCGGUAGCGCGAUAAAGAGAAUUAAAACAAGACUCAGGUCUCGCCUCUCAAAUAAAAUGCUAGAAAGUCUACUUCACAUAUCCAUAAAUGGCCCUGAAAUUUGCACAGAAGAGUGCGAUCAGCUCAUUCGGGAGGCUGUUCAGCUAUGGCUCGACAAGAAAAAAACGGAUAGGAGGAAGUUACCGAAAAGAGCACCAGGGUUUGUCUCUUCACACAGGAAAGUGUUUGUGAGCACUGGUACUCAGUCUGACUCUGAACCUAUGUUGCAGGUAAAUAUAACUGCCGAUUUCUCAAAUUUUUUAUUAAGUAAAACGUUAUUUUUUAGUGUAAUAUUGCUAUAAAAAAUUUAUUUCAUAGACAAUGACACUCACUGACUGUCUGUUGCAAAAGUAUUUGCUUAUCACAAGUUAUAUAAUUAUCUAUCCAAAAUCAAAUAUGUAAUGGUCCAGUUAACGAACUGCUAAUGUAGUAUUAGUAGUCUGUACACAUAUAUACAUGAUACUUCCUAAUCAAUAUCUUCUUCAAUUACUUCAAGGUGGAUUCACUUUCGGUAAAUGCAGAUGGUUCACCGAAGCAGAUAGAGGUUGACCUAAAUGAGGAUCCAGAGUCUGAUCCAGAUGGUGACCUUGCUGCUAAAACUGUUACGGACAAAGCAGCCUAUGUAGACCCCGCUGCUGGAAUAGAUAAUGCUGCUUUGAAUGACACGCAGAUUCUAUUUUUAAUGAACGUGUCCCCAGAUGAAUAUAACGACUGCAUAGAAGAUAAUGAUGAUCUUUCUGCGAACGAAUCUGGAUUGUCGGAUGAAGAACUAGAGUUCUAGUUAGGUUACGUCCUAGUGUCCUAGACUUACACAUGUAUUAGUAAUUACACAAUUACAGUUGGUUUCAGCAAACGUUUGAAGCUAGAGUUUCGAACUUUAUUGUUUAUUAGUAAUGAUAUCAUUUGAUAUCAAUAUGAUGCCAUUAAUAGUUCAUAAGUUUAAUUUAUGUAUCUUUAUAUAGUGCAACUAUACAUUUCUUUACAAAUGGCAAACCUUUGCUCUCAGUACAACGUUAGUAUACAAGUUGUGUAAAAUUACUUAAUCAUCAGUCCAUAAACCGCUUGUACUUAGUUCGAUUCUGAAAAUGCCAAAUUUCAAAAUGUUCCUGAGGACCAUGCCCCAGACCCCCUAGGGAGCGGGGUCUAUGAACCCGCGACGAUGGUUUACCUGUUGAGAAAACACUUUUACCUGUUGUACUCACAUUUGUGGAGAACCCUGGAUAGAUACCCUCUUCUUUAUAUUGUAAGAUAAUAUUCAACAUCUAACAGCGUGUUGCUUUUCAGACAGCAAAUGCUUUCCAAAACAGAGUCUAUGAUCACUCCUUGCAGCCAGAAUAAGUUACAUUGUCGAAUGUUUAAAUAAUCUGUAAGUGUGUACCAUAAAAUUAUACUAAACUUGAUUGUGAAUAUGUUUUUUGCGGCAUAAAAACUGUUCAUACAUUGGCAUAAUUUCUACUGUUUUCAGCCUGUCAGGGUUCUCAAGUACCAAAUGGCGAAGUAUUCAAAUAAAAUUUAAUUUAGCAUUGACUGACAGACGAGCCAAUAAGCGAAGAGAUACCAAUACACACAGUGUUCUGAUUGGCACAGAAUCAAUUUGCAAGCUUGCCAGUUUUGACUUGCGACUUGCUCAAAACUGGCUUAAAGUCUAAACAAUCUGACCAUUUGUGCCCUGGAGAUGGGAAUGAGAAAAAUAGUUGUAAAAACGAUAAGGUACAUUAGUGAUAACGAUUAAUACAUAUUAAAUGACUGAUAAGGUUUGAUCGUAUGAUGGUUAAUUGACAUUUUCCCUCUACUUCUUGUUAAUUUCAACUUUGUUACCAGGGCAUACAGUAAGUUCAUUGGUUCCAUGCUGUUUGACAGACUUAAAUCCAAUGCUAUUUAGCAUGCAAGAAAAUCGGUCAGAAACCCACAAAGUUUUUCAAGUUUAAAAUUUUAGUUUUUCAAAAAUAAUGAACAAUGACAAUACUGUUGCAAAGAAGGAUUUUACAGCAAGUUUUAAAAGCAAAAAAAGAAGUUUUUUAAUGAUCUACAACAAAAAUUUGGCAUGAAAUUAAAUUGAAAGGGUAAUUUUGAGUAGAAAUAUGCGAUCAAACACUCACCAAAUUCGACUGCAUUAAAGUUGGUUGAAUCUAGUUUAAAGUGAUCUUUUUAGCCAAACUGUUUAUGCAAAUUUGGGCGCAAUGUCGACUGUUUUCGUCACCCCAUUGUUGGUCUUCUUGUUGAAGUUGCUAUUUUAGCUAAAGUAUGUUUCAAACGACACCAGAUUAAAUUACUGUGUGCGUAUGUGCCCUUUUUUUUGGCAAGAGUACUUCGAGUAUUAAAUUACACUAAAUAAGUAGGAUAUUCCAAAAUCACUGUUAUAUCUAUUUUCAUAAAUUUAUUAGUCUUAAAAUAACAACUCGUUUCAGACAUAUUGUGGUUUGAAAUAAGCGUAUUGAAUUAAUGCGCUUGCUUGCUGUGUGCGAAUUCUCAAAAAGUCUGCACUUGAUUUCUAAUGCUUUUAAAAUGCUUUUUGUAUUGGGUUUUAUAUCCCCAUAAAACUUUAAAUCGAUAUGAUAGAUAGUAAUGUUGAUGCAACCUCAUCUUCUAGUAACUACAUGUUGAAUCAGAAUGAAAAGUUAUCAAAAUAGGUCGCGACGGUUGUUUGUCGUUGUCGUUCCUAACAAAAACAUAAAUUUAGCCGUCCUUUUGGGCCCAUUGCUCACUUAUUUAUCAUGAAAUCGCUUCACUAGAACAUUUUUAAUAAUGUCUAUGGGAAACUUUGUAAUGUUCUGAACUAAAAGUAUAUGGUUUUGAGGCGUUUAUUUUAUAAGAUAGCACACACAACAAAAUGGCACUAAUGACGGUAAUGUGGUUUCUCACGUCUGACUAUAACAACCAAAGAUGAAAGUUCUUAUUUCACCCUUUUAUAGCUAUGUGGAAUACCUAAUAUUAGAUUGUCUUUUUCAUUUGAGCAUACAGAUAACAUUUCUACACAAUUAAUCCUUAUGAAGGCUUAUUUCAAACUAAAAAAAGCGAUUGUUUUUUAGAGCCAGACUUCAAAAGAGAAUGUGUGUGUCUGACAUUUUAUAGCGGCCUACAUUGACGCGCAACAUAAUUUUGGCUAAAAACGUUGCUUUUCCAACAAAAACAUGAGAACAUUGAGCUAAAAGUCUUACCUGAUGUACGUUUAAAAUGUUUUUCUUUUAAUGGUGUUUUUCAGUGCUUUGAGUAGAGAAGUUAGUAGCUUUUGGUUUUGUCACCACAAUUUGCCUUUGAAAAUGUCAGCUGUCAUUGUCUGUGUUAAAAACACCUCAGAACCUUCCCAUCCUUGGUUUGAAUUGAAAAUAAAUAGAUUCUAGUACCAUAUGUCCUUUUAAAUAUAUUUGAAGUAACUAAAAACUUGAAAGAUGUACAAGCACUGUGUUUUGGCUUCAACACUUUGUUGAAUUUUGAACACUUAGUUACUGUUCUAAAUUUCAUGUUGUAAACAUCUUGCCCCAAAAAAGCAAAGGAGUAUAUUUUAUAAUUUUUUAUCAUUUUCUAAUUCCUAUCUCAAUAGAUGAAAAUUGGUUAUAAUAUAGAUAUGUACUAAUUUAAUAAAUAAUUUUUUCUGGUUUUUAUAUAAAUUUAUGGAGAUAUUGCCCCUGUAGGUAAAGAGUGACAUUAAAAACGAAGUGUCACUGCUUUACAAAUAAAAAUUCUAAAAAACUAAUGAUACAUAUAGGUAUGCAAGUUCAUUUCAACUGAAUUUGGUCAAUCAUAUAUCACUCAUGUUUGGUUUAAAAGACCAGAUUUGUUCAUGCAACUGUUUCUGAGAUAAUGCCAUUUUGGUGAAAGCUCUUGAAUUCAAUCGCAUAUUCACCAUAUUGCUUGGGCUUUGGGAGGUAGAAACAUUGUAACAGCUUGCAUGUUAAUAAGUUAAUUAAAUAGCUUACAUGGGAAAUAACAAUGUUAAUCACAUUUCUUUUCAGAUUCAAUAUCCAGUUGACACCACAGAACAUAAAGAGAUUAUUCCAAUGCAUACCUUUUUAUGUCAAUUAAAAAGACGAUGGAUAGAAAAUAUACGGUUUACAGGGGGGGUGAAUAGGGGUAUACAAAUCCGCCGAUCCGUCCAAAUUUGAAGCAACAUCCGCGAUCCGACAAUGGUCUUGUCUAAAUUUGAAUCUGCUAAAAGCUCUACUAUGAAGUCACAAUCUGAGAUCCGAACUAAAUUGCACGCUAAAUCCACAAUCCGAGUGAAAAAUAUUAGAUAAGUCUGCAAUCCACUGUAUUAAGAUCUGAAAAUCUGUGUAAAAUAUUCGCCAGAUCCGAAAUCCAACCAAUUUUUUCUGUGAAAUCCGACAAUCCAAAAACCUAUUCACCCCCCCCCCCUUUACACCAGGGCAAAUAAGCCAUUAUCGGUAUCUGUCAGUGAAAUUCCACCAUUUAUUGCCCCUAGUGUAGCAAGUCAUCAACCAAUCAACACCAAAAUUCAAAAGAAAAGUGUUUACCUGAAAAAGGAUAUAUUAGGUAAAUCCGUAAAUGUUCUGUUCUACUGUUAUUACCAGACUUUACAGUGUUUAAAAUACCGAAAAAAAACAAUGUUUUCUGGAUGUUUAACCUAUUUGUAUCGGUACGCUUUUAAAUAUUUAACUGGCAUUAAUAUAUUUGUUAUUAAAAGGAAAUCCACCUUUUCUACCGCAUUGCGAAUGAGGUUGAUUACAUGUAUAUAUUAUGAUUUUUUUUUUAAUGAUUUAUUUUUUUCCCUGUGAUGUUACUCUGAGUGUAUAUCCACACCGCGCAAGCUUGAAAAAUAUUCCACAGUGGGAAUCAAACUUACGACCUUUGGAAUACUAGCCCUUGAGUACAUUACACCAACACAGAACUCAACUAGAGGGCACUCAGAGACUGCAUACCUCCGCCUACGUGCAAAAUAUUGAAGUAAUCUAUCGUUAUUAGAAUUUGAAUGGCUGGUGCAUAUAUUAUGCACAUCCUAAUUACGCAUUCAGUAUAAAGUUUUAUUUAAUUGACCGGGAAAAGCAAGACAAACUUUUGUUAUUUCUCAUUCGGUUUUUAACCAAAUUCAACCAAAUUUUAAUCAGUUCUUCCUUAGCCGAUGGGAAAUGCACUCAUAAAAUUUCGUACGGAUAUGUUUGGUAUUUCUUGAGUUAUCGUGCUCACAGACAAACACACACAUACACACACACAUACAAACCCAGAUGAUUACAUAACCUCCUGGCGGAGGUAAAAAUCAUGAAAUAAGUGAGGCAAUUAAAAAACGAAAUUAUUUACACCACUGUGCUAUCUCCACGAACACUCCCCUGUCUUGGCAAUAUUAUAGAACUGCACGUAAUUGAGUAGUUCACUUAAUUAGAGACGCUAAACAUACAUUCUAUACUAAUUCCAUUAAUGCUAAUCUUGAUAAUCCAAAAAAUCUCUGGAAAAUAAUUCGUAAUCUCGCUCCUUCCAGUCACUCUAACUCUCCUAACCACUUGACUAUUGAUAGUAAGACAAUUGACUAAUCCUAAAGAUAUCACUGAUUCAUUUAAUGAUCAUUUCACUAACAUACAAAACUCUGUUUCGCUUAAUAGCUUCACUAAUAAUUCAAAUUGGGACUACCUUUCUAAUUUUCUUUCUUCUAAAAUUCCUCCAAAUACAACCCUUACUAUCCCCCCAAUAUCUGAAAGUUUUGUUCGAAACAGCCUCAAUCAUCUGCCUGAAACUAAAGCCGCUGGUUUAGAUAGAAUUGGUGGAUAUUCUCCUAAAAUAGCUGCAACAGCUAUUUCACCUGCUCUGACAAAGAUAUAUAAUCUCAGUAGUAAUUCGGCUAGUUUUCCUGACUUGUGGAAAAUUGCAAAGGUUUCACCUCUUUUCAAAUCGGGUUCACUUUUUGACCGUUCCAACUUUUGCCCUAUCUCAGUUUUGGCCAUUAUCUCUAAGAUACUUGAACGCCAUGUUCAUAAUUCUUUUUAUCACUUCCUGAGUAUAAUCUUCUUGUUGAAAAUCAAUUUGGGUUUACAACAUCUUGCUCAUGUGAAUUAGCAGUCACUCAUCUUAGUGAUAAAAUUUUAACUAAUAUUGAUAACAAAAAAUUAAAUGGACUUCUUGUUGAUUUCAAAAAGGCUUUUGAUCUUGUUGAUCAUGAAAUCCUAAUUCUAUGCAGGAUUAAACCCUUUUUAACUAAGGACUGUGCUCUUUGUUUCUAUGUAACUCCUGUAUUAAUUUAAGUCUUAUCUACUGCUCUGUAACUUGGGAAAACUGCUCAAAAACACAUUUACUUCGCACUCUUCGACUGCAAAAGCGUGCAGCACGUAUUAUUCUAGACGCGGACUUUUCUACUCCUUCUGUUCUUCUUUUUUCCCAGAUUCGAAUAAUCCCAAUCUUUGAUCUUGUUAAAUUUAGGAAGCUUCUCUUACUAAUUAACAUUCUCACAAAUCCCAGUGCUCCAUCUUCAUUUAAGCAAAUGUUUAAAUUCUUAUCUUCUAUUUGACAACAGGCUCUGACUAGAGCUUGCGCAUAUGACCUUCAACCCCCCUUCCCGCGUACUGACUCUGGUAAACGAACAUUUCUGUACAGUGCUUCCAUUCUUUUUAAUUGCUUAGAUAGCGAUUGUAAGCAACUUGCUGCUUUGCCAUCUUGCUCUUCAUAUACUGACGCCAAACAAAAAAUUCGUAAAAUCUUUCUUAACAAGCUUAACCUUACUAACCAUAUCGAAGAUCUAUUUUGUAUAAAUUGUAAAUAUUUACUAAAUUGUAAUUGUAUUCAUUACUAAUUAUUUUUUUCUCAAAUGCAAAUAGCCGUAAUAUUUAAUACUUUUUAUGCCUGUAAAUAUCACAAUAGUGCAAGGGCCGUAUAUUAGAUAACUUUUACGGUUAAUACUUUUUCCCUCAUGAAAUAAAGUUUCUAUUCUAUUCUAUUCUAUGAUUAUACCAGAUUGCAUUGAUAUCGAAGGAACUAGAUUCUGUUCCGAAAUAUCACAUACUCGAACCAACCUGGCCGCGUAGCUCAGUUGGCAGAGCAUUGGGCUAGUAUUCCAAAGGUCAUAGGUUCGAUUCCCACCGUGCACAGGCAUUUUUCAAGCUUGCACGGUGUGGAUAUACACUCAGAGUAGCAUCACAAGCAUCAUAUUUACCUGUGUGCAUUACACCAACACAGAAAAAAAUCAUGAUUAUACAAGAUUGCAUUGAUAUUGAACGAACUAGAUUCUGUUCCGAAAUAUCAGAUACUCGAACCGACCUGACCGCGCAGCUCAGUUGGCAGAGCAUAUUGGGCUAGUAUUCCAAAGGUCGUAGGUUCGAUUCCCAUCGUGGACAGCCAUAUUUUUCAAGCUUGCGUGUUGUACGAUUAAACCAGUUUUUAGCAUUCCUAGCACAGAUCAGAUUUAAAGAUCUGAUCGAAAAGAUUACACAGCUACAACAUCACACAGCUAUAGCAGCUGUCAAUUUUUUGUGUUAAAAUUGCAAAAGAACAGUAUGGAAAAACUUGGUCACACUUGUUGUCUGCCAUCAGAAUACUACUUCUUAGUCCUUGUGGUUAUAUAUUGAAUACCGCUUUCAACCAAAAUCGUAGAUCAUUGAUCAUUUGUAUAUUCUCUUUUUACAGAAACGGGAAGCAACUGACAAUUAAUUGAAAAAUCGACAAAUUUAUUGUAUUUAAUUAGUCACAUGUUAGCAUAUUAAAUGGGGUUUAUGUCUUUAUUACCAAGAAAGUUAAUUUGCAUGUUUUGUGUUGAGAAAUUUGUGAAAUUAAAGCCCCGUUUACACUUCGCUCAAUUUUUGGUACCAUACCACUUUUUGGUUCUUGGACUACCUAAAUAGGUAGCUAAAUAGGUAGUCCAAGAACCAAAAAAGUGGUAAAGGUACCAAUUUUAUCCGUGCCGUACUAAAAAUUGAGUGUAGUGUAAACAGGGCUUAAAAUAAUUAAAAAGAUAUAUACCGUGUAAAUUACAUCAAUUCACAAAUGUUGAACCAAAAAUUGCAAAGAUACAAUUUACAUAACAAUACAACUGUCUGCUUUUUGGUUAAUAGUCGAAAUAUGUCUGACGAACAAGGGUGGGAUUGACUACAAAAUUUUUGUAGUUUGACUAUGUAGUCAGCUACAACUACUGCUAUUUUUGAACAAAGGUAGUUAGAUACUGACUACAGCUACUGCUUAAAAAAUGUAACGAACUAUUUCGCUAUGCUAUAUUUUUUAGUUUCACUGUAUUUGGAGCACAUCCUAACUCAGGCUGUAAUGUAAGCUAUAACAAAUCGACUUAUGAGUAGCACCAGUAAACACAAAGAACAUUUUUGUAAACACUACAGUGUUCAGGAGUGCAAAUUGACUAUUGAGGAUUGGUUUUAAGCAACCUGUGCCUCAAUAUCAUGCUAUUCUAUCAAGUUGCUAACAAUUUAAAAAAAGUAGCGAUUUGCUGUUUGAAAAGUAGUCAACUACUUGGCUACUUUUAGGUAAAAUGUAGUUUGCUAUAACUACAGCUACAGUUUUAAAAAUUAGUCAAAAACUACUGGCUACUUGAAAAUUGUAGUUCGCUACAGUAGUAAACUACAACUACUUCGCUACUACCCACCCUUGCUGACAAACAAACAAAUAAAAAAUGAAAGCAACUGCAAAAACAACCUACUUUUUAGCAAGUCGAUUUUCUCGCACAAAGCAUAAAGCCUCAUUAAUAUUAUUAUUGUGACUCAACCUAUGCAAAAUGGGUGAUUCUUGUUGGAUGCUGAUCCUCUUGUUGCGUUGGGCAUAUAAUAAUUAUUUGUCUCCAUGAUGUCCUUAAUUUUAUAGCUAUUGUAAACUAUAGCACACAGAAUUGUUUAAAUGCAGUUGUAAGCACUGAAUUAUUUGCGUACAGUUUUAAAAUUUCAUGUAACAUAUAGAUACAUGCGGUAGAUGAAGGCGAAAUGGAUGGCAACAUGGUCAUUGAGAAUCUUACUAUGCUUAACAUAAGGUACGAUGAGGUACAGCUCUCCAAUCAGAGGUAAUGAGGUACACUUUUGUCUUCUAAAUAUCCCUCAUCAAGCAUGCAAGGGGAAAAUUAAAAGAAAUCCUUUGUUUUCAACGAAAUAUUUAGAAAUUUAGAAGACAAAAGCAUAUGCAUGGGUAAUGAGGGAAAUACGCGAUUAAAAGUCCCUGUUGAAACAAAAGAAACCGAGGCUACUAUGCGUUUAUUUUAAAUAAGGACAAGGUAAGCAAAUUUACAAAUGAUUCAUUUCAAACUUUAAUAUAUUAAAUUUAUAGGUAUAAAAUAUAUCUUGCUUGCUCUUUAAUACCAUGAAUUUUUGAAAUGAAAACGUUAAACUUAUAGGUAACUAAGGUUCGAUGAGGUACACCUCUCCAAUCAGAGGUAAUGCGGUAUGCUUUUGUCUUCUAAAUAUCCCUCAUCAAGCAUGCAGGGGAAAAUUAGAAGACGAAGAAAUCCUUUGUUUUCAACUAAAUAUCCCUGUUUCCCGUGGAAAUUUAGAAGACAAAAGCAUAUGCAUGGGUAAUGAGGAAAAUAUGCAGUGCUGUAAAAGUUACAAAUUUUUUGGAACUAGUUACAGUUACAUUCCCAAAAAAGGAACUAAUUACUGGUAAAAGUUACACUUAAAAAAUGUAACUAGUUGCCGUUACAAAAUUACUUCAAUAUUUUUAUAACUAGUUACAAGUUACUUCAAGUAAGAAAAACCCAGUAUUUUUUCAACUUAAUGAUUAGUGGUCAGCAGAUUGACAUUAAUUAUUUGUAAGCAUUAUGUGACCUUACCACUAAUGGAUCUCUCAGCUGUGUUAAGCACUGAAGCAUGCGUUGUCAUAGAAAACCGUGAGGAGAAUUUCGAGAACUGAGAGGUGAAUUGUAAGUUUUAACUGCAAGAAUGUAACGAAAAAACUAACGUAAACGUUGGCUAUAAAAGUAACACGUUAUCGUUUCAUUUUAGGCCAAAAUGUAACUUGUUACAGUUACUCAAAAAGUAACGAUUACUUGUAAUUUCGUUACUUGUAACGAAGUUACUUACAGCACUGGAAAUACGUGAUUAAACAUCCCUGUUGAAACAAAGGAAACCGAGGCUACCAUGUGUUUAUUAUAAAUAAGGACAAGGUAAGCAAAUUUACAAAUGAUUCAUUUCAAACUUUAAUAUAUUAAAUUUAUAGGUAUAAGAUAUAUCUUGCUUGGUCUUUAAUACCAUGAUUUUUUGAAAUUAAAACGUUAAACUUAUACUUAAGGUUACAUCAUAUUGUCACUGCAUGCUCAAUUUUUUAGUUACGUUCCUCACAUUUGGUACAUGCAAUGAUAACUGUAGAAGCCACUGUUUUAACCAGAAUUCACCACCUUUUAACCUGUAGUCGCAAUGAGACAUCUUUUGAAAAAUAGCACCUCUUGCGCCAGGAGAUUUAACGACAGACCAUUUAACUCAGGAGCUCCCAAAAUAUAUUUCUCAUCUCGAAUGUCCAAAGAAGAAAAGUGUGUUCGCAUUUUUUGACAGCUAUUGUAUUCACUUUGAUAUAAAGCAGACAACUUGACUUAUCUUGUGCUGGUACAAGCGGUUGAGGAGAUGCUUCUAAAUUGAAAAAUAAUGCACUAAAUCGAAAAUGCGAACACACUUUUGUUCCUUUAUUAUUAACAUUGUGGUCAAGUUUGGGACAAAUCAGAUAAAACGCUCUGUAGUUAAACUCUUUUUUGUCAAGGAGAUUGGGUAAUUUUGCUUUGUCUUCAAAUGACCAUAUAAGAUUUGGUGAGGUUUCCACUCUUUCUAUCAUUUUCUCCACCCCCAAUGUUAAUCCACUUGUGGCCAAACUACAAAGUGUGAACUUUGCUGGCAUCAAAUAUCAAGGUGUGAAAUUCACUAAAGUACAAGUUAUUGUUCGGAGGCAUAUAUCAUUGUGACAACAUUAGAACGCUUAUAAUAUAGUAUUUACAGAGUCUCUCGAAGUUCAAGCUAUGCGCGAUGUUGGCUUCAGUGACUUUUCUACUGCAUUUGCAUUUUGGCUUAAUAGACCUUUCCUUACUAAUUGUAUUUAACCGCAAGAGGUCAGACCGACAAUUUGAGUCAAUCAUAAUUACAAGUUUCGCACAAAGCUAUUCAGUGGUCAUAGCAUUUUCUCCUAUAUCAUUACUUAUAGAUAUAUCAUUACUUUAUAUAAAUAUAUAAAAAAAAUUUUUGGACAAAAUCAUAGUCUCAUCAUAUAUUGUAACCUUAAUAACAUCUUUGUUCAAUAUUAAAUACACAGUACAAAAUCGUGCAGUGUUUCACCGUCUCGAGUUCUCUAACUUCUCUUGGCUCUUCAAUCUCUUUAAGACAACCAAGUUACUGGUUGCGGAACAGAAUCGUCUUUGUGAGGUGGUGCCUUGAACUGGGCUUUCCAAAGUUAAUGACAGCCUUAGAAUAUAGCUUUGAGUAAGAAGACAACCUCAGGUUUAGAUAUGUGUUAGCAACAUACUUCACCAGGCACAAUCUGUGGUCUUCAGUUGGCACUUGGCAUUUCAUUCACUGCCGCAGGUAGAUG